This is a messenger RNA of Orbicella faveolata, 1688 nucleotides long. Its product is annotated as proteasome assembly chaperone 2-like. Gene Ontology annotation, biological process: proteasome assembly. The record is from RefSeq and is a predicted model, not a curated record. Gene Ontology annotation, cellular component: nucleus; cytosol. NCBI's taxonomy places the organism in Eukaryota, Metazoa, Cnidaria, Anthozoa, Scleractinia, Merulinidae.
GACUUUGAAUGACUCGACAAACUCUUGAAUGUCUUUGAAAAAUCCAGCAUCUGAAAGUUUCUCCUGUGCUUCGAACUACAGCCAUUUCAUGGGAUUGCCAUCCUGCUUUUUGUAAAAUGUUUGUUGCUAGUAAGAAAGAUGUGGACGUCAACUGGAGUGAAUUUACGUUGAUUCUGCCGGCUGUUUCAAUAGGAAAUGUGGGUCAGUUAGCAGUGGACCUGGUGGUUUCUUCAAUUUCUCCAAAUGCCCACCAUAUUGGUUAUUUUUAUGAUUCCUGUGUCCUGCCAGUGGUCGGUAAUGAUGCAUUCACUCAGUCAGCAGAAUCUCUGGGGAAGCUUAAUGUUAGUGUAGAAGUGUACAAAAAUGAUGAUCUAAAGUUUGUUGUCGUGCAACAAAGAGCUCCACUUGUAAAGGGUCGUCAGGCUGAAUAUUGCAAAAAACUUGUUAGCUGGAUCAAAUGUUGCAAAUUUAAACAAGUUAUUCUUGUUUCUAGUAUUAGUGCUACAGAACGGCUUGAUUCACAGAUUGAAGGUUCUCCCUUGAGAUAUCUUGUGACACCAGCAGCCAAGAAUCUUCUUCCACUGUUUGAUGGAUUGUCCUGGAAAACACUGGAAAAAAGACCAAAAUUUCCUCACAUGACAGAAGAAUUAUCUGAUGAAAAUAGAGAUUUCUAUCUGCCUGGAGGAGGAAUAACAAAAAAAUUCUAUGAAGCAUGUUGCAAAGACGACGUUCCACUUGCUGUGUUGUUAACAUUCUGCUCUGAGGGUGACAACAUAUCAGAUGCAGUCAAUCUCUUUCUUUACCUCAAUGACUGGCUCAAAAUGGUUCCUAGAAGAGAGGUGGAGCAGAAUGUUUUAGGGAAAACAAGUAAGUACUUGCAAUGGUUAAUCUUCUUACUAGUCCUCUGUAGGAAAAAAGAUGGCAGCUGUACAUUUUGCCAUAAUACCUUGUGAACCUAACACAGCCCAUUAGGCACAAAGACACUGAUCUUUUGCAAUAUCUGUCCCUGUACUAACAACACUAUGCAUGCAGGUUUGAAGGUUCUAGAACUCCCCUGUGCAUAUUUAUGAACAUUGUCAGUGGUUUUUUGUGCUAUGAAUUAUGGGUAAAUGUACCAGUCAUCGUGUUUUUUCCUAUAGAGGAUUGUGUCAUGUCUCCAAAUAUACAACAGGAACAGAUUUUGCCAAUAGGUUUGUUUGUAUUUUGCUGUGUAGGUGUGCUUUAUUUAUUAGAUUAACAGACUUUAAAAUUAUACAAGUUUAAAUUGCACCCCUUUGAGAGCUUGUGUAUACCUAUGGUUAUGUCCACGUAAGGGAAUUUGUGAAAAUAUACAGAGUUUUACCUGUUGUCAAGGUGGCCACAAGAAGAGCUGUCCACUCAUUAGAAUGCCUGCUGAGAGAACUGUGACUUUAAUCAUGGUAUAUCCUUGGUAUACACUCUCUCGCAAAGCUUGUGCAUGUGUAUACUGAGAAAAUAAAAUCAACAAGUUGGAUAUUUCAUAGUAUACAUUCCUUGCCAAAAAAAUUGGACCUUUUGUUUUGGACAGUUAGUUUUUGGACAAUUUUUAUCUCAUUUCGGACAAAUUUCAGACAAAAAAUUUGGACACUUUGCUACAACAUAGCUUAAGGUGGCUGAACACAGUUUUUGAUACCUGUGUUCAUUCACCUUUUUCUUUAAAACCCUUGAUC